UACAAACUGUAGAGGGCCGUGCCUGGACGGGCCCGAUACCGGCACCGGAUUGGUUCUUCCUCUUUCGCACCGGCGCAUCGAGCGAGCCCGCAAGAAGAAAACUCUGAACCACGGAACCCGGAGGACCCCCUCCUGUCUAUGUCUCUUCUAUGUGGAUGUAUACGUCUCUCUCUCUUUCUUCCCUUAACCGUGUGUUUGUGUCACGCGCGAGGUAAGAGAGACAGCAGUAACAACAGAGACACGCAACGGAGAACGUCGGACCGAAGAAAAAGUUCGUCUCUCUGGAAUUUCCACCCCCUCCUUCCUUCUCUUACUCCACCUAGAGUCUUCCCCUCUCUCUUCUCUAUCCUUCUCCUCCUCCUCCUCCUCCUCCUCUUUCUCCUCCUCCUCCACCUUCUUCUUCUUCUUCUUCUUCUUCCUCCUUCUCUCUUCUCUACUUCGUCGUCUUCGUCGUCGUUGUCGUCUUCAAAGAUCGACCAUCUCUUUCUUCCUGUCCCCACCCCCGUUAUACUUUCUUCCUCUUCCUCGUCUUCUUCUUCUUCUUCUUCCUCUUCUUCUUCUUUUACUCUUCUUCUACACACUUCUUCUUCUACUACUUCUUCUUCUUCUCCUCUACCCUUCCCCCUUCCUUAACUGACUUUCUACCCUCCCCUCCUCUACCUACCUACCCCUCUUCCACUAGUACCUCCUCCUACUACUACUCCAUCACCAUUCCACCGUAUACCUCUACCUCCUCCUUCCUUCCUCACUCGUCGACCAUCCGUCGCCGCUGCCCGCCCGUGCUUGUUCGUUCGUCUCGAUUCCGGUCGCUCGGUUACGCUUACGAUAUUCACCGGUAUUUCCGAUACUAUCCAAAGUGAUCUGUGAUCGUUCCCUCAAAGAAUUUUUGCUUAGACCCUUUGCGACAUCGUUCUUAUUCGUUUUCUUCCAAGAGAAGAACCUUUUCGGUAGUGUAGUUGGUGAGGUGGAAGGACAAGACACGUAGCGAAGUCGUUCUCGGGCAUCGUUAGAGUGAAAACAGUGAAGAAUACACAGUGUUUUGCAUUUUUCGCGGGAUCAUUUCAAAUAGAGAUCGUCGUUUGGUUCAAGUGGAAAAUUGAUAAAUUUAUCAGUGUGCUAAGACACAAGGAAACAAAGUAUAGUAUCGUAUUAUGAGAAUUGAAAUACGUACUGUAUUCUCAUAAUAAAUAUCUUUUUCCUGUCUGAGAAUGAUUUUUCGAAACGAGUUAUAGCUAAUCUAAUUCCAAAAUAUAAUCAUUAACAGUGCAAAUAUUAUUCAAAAUAUUAUUAUUAUUAUUAUUAUUAUUAUUAUUAUUAUUAUUAUUAUUAUUACUAUCAUCAUCAUCAUUAUUAUUACUCUUAUUAUUAUUAUUAUCAUCAUCGUCAUCAUCGUCAUUCUUUUCGACAAAUACGAUCCUAUAAAAUUUCAUAAAAGUUAAAAAAAAACCCAAAAUUAAGAGAAAAAGGGAAGAAGAAAAGUACGACCGAGUGCGUUCCAUGCGAGGUAAGCAAGAAGCUUUGCUACGGCAAGAUCAUCAUCAGCUGGAGGAUCAGCAUAGUAGUGAAAACGUUGAUCAAAUAGGUGAUCGGUCAAGAAUCCGCGUGAAUAAGGAGUUCGCGAACUUGAAGACGAAGCCAACGUCACCCGUCCUGGCGAACGACGGAGGGGGCGGCUUCUGGCUGGCCACGGUGGCCGCGGGGGUUGGUGCCCCAGCCGGGCUGCCCCCGCACUCGACGCAUCAUCCAACCAUGGAUCCGACAUGUGGAUCAGCCGAAACCGGCUUCAUCAAUAGCCAACCUUCCAUGGCCGAAUUUAUGACCGCUUUGCCACAAUUGACCAAUGAUGGUAAUCUGCAACAUUCACCUGGUACCGGUGGUUCCAUAAGUCCUGGAGCACACCUUCCUCCUUACCACAACAUGAUGGAUCAUCAUGCAGUAACCGACCCAUCCGGCGUCAACGUACCAGAGUAUCCUUGGAUGAAGGAAAAGAAAACAACCAGAAAGAACAACCAGCAAGAGAAUGGUUUGCCAAGAAGAUUGAGAACGGCUUAUACAAAUACGCAAUUGUUAGAAUUGGAAAAGGAAUUCCAUUUCAAUAAAUAUCUUUGCCGGCCACGACGAAUCGAGAUAGCAGCAUCGCUCGAUCUGACAGAACGUCAGGUAAAAGUCUGGUUUCAGAAUCGCCGUAUGAAGCAUAAACGGCAAACUCUGAGUAAGGAAGACGGCGACGAGAAAGAUGGCUCGACGUCCGACGGUAUGGAAAAGUCUAAAAACGAAAAACUGUUAAGUAUCGAUGCCGAGGAGAAGAAAAGCUGUCACAACUGUGAUAUUUCUGGUGUUGGAGACGUUGGUAGUACUCUCUCUGGUGACGUCAGCGAACUUGCUACUUCUGGUCGCAGGAAUAGCAAUAGUAAUAAUAAUAACACCAAUAAUAAUAAUAAUAAUAAUAAUAAUAAUAAUAAUAAUAAUAAUAAUAACAACAACAAUACGCCAUCUGCAACUAACAAUAAUAACGCAGUGUACAACACAAACAGCAACGGUGCCAGUAGUGUCGGGAGCACGAACAGUGUUUCCAGUUCCCUAGAAAAGAUGAUAGUCGACGAUGACUCCAGGUCGCAAGAUGGUAGUGAAGUGACAUCGCCGAGCGUGCCGACAAAGAAACUCUCUAACGAGAUUAGGGUCAAGGUCGAAAGUGGACACAAGAGUCCAAACACCACUAAACAAAUUUCCAUUAGUAAGAAGUCUCCGUCCGCAAAUUCAAAAGAUAUUUGUUCUGUAAAUAGCAACGGUGUUCUUCUCGCUAUGCCCGAUUCUACUGUCAGUACACCGGUCUUGCCAGGACAAAGUUCAGCGAGGAGCCUGACACCUUCGUCCACUCCUGGGACACCGGCUUCCGUUCAGCUUCAACAAGGAAGUCCACUUAGUAUGCAACAAACCCAUACAUCCUAUAUGCAAAGACCACGAAGCUCUCCAUCGUCGACGACGACAAUACUGCAAUCAGGAACUAUGUCGCCUCAUGCUGUCAGAAGCAUGGCGGCAAAUCAAAACCAUUUUCAACAACAAAACGUUUAUCAACCAAAUCUUGGUGUAGAUUACAGAAAUGGUGUUUCAACUAUUAGACAAACUGUUCCUGCGGUUCAACAAACGCAAUCGCAAAACAACUAUUGCACCAGAGAGAGCUAUCAGCAUACAAGAAUUCCAUAUACCAGUGAUGUACAUCCGUACAGACAAAAUCAGACGGUUGUUUCGAGAAUGAGCCAUGUGAGAAUGGCCGGCGGUAGAAACGUAUACGGCUCGAACAUGCAAUUUCACCAACAACAAAACCAAUACGGUAAUACGGCCGACUACAAUGGGUAUCCUCAAAGCGGAGCAACGUAUCAUGCUUCCUAUCAUAGAAGCAUGCAAAGCGGAGGUGCUUACAAUACCGCCCAAGGCUAUCCCAAUCCACAAGCCGAACAACCGACGGAAGGAUAUGGAAAUUACGGUUAUACUAGUACCGGUUAUCAUCCCAAUAGUGAGAAUCUUACAUCCCACAGUCAUUCCAAUGUGUCUACUCAAAGUGGACAACAUUAUUAUAAUGAAAUUCCACACCAGCAACAACAACAAACGCAACAACAUCCCACUGAAAAUUACGUUGCUCAUCCACCGUCAAUGCAUCCCACUUCUGGUGAUUAUCGAACUGGUAAUAAAUGUCACCCUAACGCCUACUACGAACAAACCAAUCAGAUGCACGUUCACCAGGGUGGCGAAGCUUCUAAUAUCCCCAAUAGUUAUGUAUCCUCUCCAGAUCCUUUCCCAGCACCCGGAAUGACCACCACAGCGACUGCAAUUGCCGCAGCAACCGCUGCUGUCAUCACGCCACCCGGUAGCACGGGACAAGCCGACGGAAGUGCGGAUUAUAACAAUUACGGCAAUUUUUACGGUGAACCCGUUCACACGACUGCACCGCCACCGUCGGCCGACAACAGUAAUAGUUCUUCAGACUUUAAUUUUCUCAGCAAUCUCGCCAAUGACUUUGCUCCCGAAUACUAUCAGCUCAGCUGAGUCCACGAGACGGAGAAUCCGUGUCAGCUUGACUGGGCCGAUGAACAAGGACUGCUCAAUGUUUUAUAUUAACUUAUAACAUGUGAUUUGUGAACGUAUCUAUCGAUGCGAAGAAAAAGAUAUGCGCUGUGUUUAUAAUUAGAACUGGUGAUAUAGUAUCGGUGAUAAAUAUAAAGUUAAAAGUUCUUUGUGAUUUCCUGAAGUUAAUAGACUAUUUGUAAACUAUCGAGAUCGAUGGUAUAAUUCGAUGAACGAUUUUAAAAUCCUUAGAUCCCCCGUCAUUACAUAUAUUUUAAAUAAUCCGAAACUCUAACUCGAAAAUUUUCUGUCUAAUUAAAAAAUACGCGAUUAAUAGGGAGAAUAAUUUCGAACGUAGGUAUACAUAUUGUAUAUCCUCGUAUGAAAAAAAAUUAAUAAAUAAAUAAAAAGAAAAAAAAGAUAUGGAACGAUGCAAUUUUAAAUAUGAUUCGCGUUUAUGAUUGUUCGUUAGUGCACGUUUAGGUUAAAUCUAUUCACUAUACCUGUUUAUAUCGUCAUGCACUAUUUAGCGAAUAAAUCUAAUCAUUGCGUCCAAGCUAAGAAUUUGUUCAGAAUACAGGGAUUAAUACGUUACGUUAAUUCUGUUAUUUAUUAUUAAGAAGAGUACCGAAAAAUACAGCUUGUACAUACAUUUUAAUAAUAGAUAUCAUAUGUUGUAUUUUUAAACGUUUCGAAAUUUAUCCUGGCCAACUUGUUUAUCGUUCUUUAACAUUAGCGGAUAGUUCAGUGGCCGGUGAGAGUAGAUGAGAGCGUUGAUGUGACAACGAAUCUUUCAAUGACAUGUGAUCCGUUCGUUACCUUUCUGUUUCUUUAAGAACUUACGAAACGGUACUGAUUCUAGAAAAAUGUUAACUACAUAUACUUAUCUAUACUAAAUUCGAAAACAUCGACUCAAAGCAUGUAAAUAAAAUAUUAUUACGAUAAUAAACAAAAUGGCCUGAAUCAAUCUCGAUGUUUGGCCACUCUCGUGAAUAAUUUAAACGAGACAAAAUAGUGCAAUGUUUUUAUAAAUACCUUUAUGUAAAUUGUAUCAUAAUUGGGAGUUUUAAAAGUUUAAGGCUGUAAUACAAGAAAUACAAUGUAAAGGUAAAAUAAAACAGACGCAUAUAUUGUAGAAAUGAUUAUGAAGAAAUAAGCAAACGAAAGAUAUAAAGUAAUACAUAAACGCUUUUCUCUAAGCGAGAUUUUGUUGAAAAAAAAAAUCACAUUUCUAAUAUCUUUUCCCGGGUAAAGUCUAAAAACUACUUAAUAUUUAAAUAAGUGGUCGUAUAUAUAUAGAUAUAUAUACAUAUAUAUAUAUAUAAAGAAAUCGGCUUUUACAUCUCCUGAUUAUGCUUAAAUUAAUUUAAUUUGAUUCACGAACUAUAUAUACACCUUAUUCAAAGUGAUUGACGUUGCUAUUGAUCGAAUUCUUUAAAAAAUGUUUUCCAAAUUGUAUUGUUUAUCAAUGACAAAAUGAAUUAAGAAAUUUUAAUCGCUAUAUAUUAUGGAGACUAUGUGUCUUAAAAUAGUGUUAAGUCAAUCACUGUGAAUCACCGUAAGUCUAUCAUUCACAUAACGAGAUAAAACGAGAUAGAAAUUGUACCUAAUUAUCGACUUCUUUAUCCAAUGAAUUUAUUUAAAUAUCUAAAUAUGUAUUAUGUUGAAUUAUCUAAUGAGAUGAACGAAACGAAAUGGAAUUGAGUUAAAUUGUGUUUUAUAUUUGAACGACAUUUUGAUAGAUUUUAUAUUUCGUUCGUAAUAUGGAUAUUAGCAACGAAAUAAGAGAGAACACAGAUACAGAGACACACAUACAUAUACAAACACAUACACUCAUAAACGCUGUAAAUUGAUAAGCAAUAAUUAAUUAUGCAAACGUGUAUAUAAUAUCACAGAAGAUGAGAGAGAUGACGAUGAGAUACGUGUAUAAAGUAUCGUGAUUCUCUUCACGAUCACGCUUAAGCUAGUGUGUAUACGCCGACGGAUAAGAGAAUGAAUGAAUGGAAAAAAUACUACAAUGCGACGGCGAAUAGAAUUAAUUGAGAAUGGAUUUAAUUGUUUAACAGUACCUAACUAUAGCGUGAACCAUCGAACCUAUUGAAUUAAUUAAAUAUUAUUUUAUUUUAUACACGAUCUCAUUAUCGAUUCAGCUUUAUAUAUAUAUACACAUAUAUAUACAUAUAUAUGUAUAUAUGUAUGUAUGUAUGUAUACAUAUAUACACAUAUACGUUCAAGCACAUGGAAAACGUUAACGUAAAAACAAACAUGAUGCAUUUGACAUAAGAUUUGCAUACGCGCAAUCAUUUGUCAUUUUUUAUGAAAGAAAAGGAAACAAAAUUCUUUUUUCGAAAAUUCUCCGUCACCUAUACAAAAGAAUAAGUUUUUUCUAUACUUUUUUAUAUUAAACGGAUUUUCUUUUUUUGUUUUUUUCGCAUUUGAGCUAAUUAUAAGAUUUACAUACGCGCGAUCGUGUCAUUUUUUUUUAUAAAGAAAAAAAGAAAGAAGAAAUAUUCUUGUUCGGAAAUCCUCUAGACUAUAAAAAAAAAUUUUAUAUCAGACGAACUUAUUGAUUUUUUCUGUUUCUGUCUUUGUCGAGUAUUCACAACUUAUCUAAAUUAUCUAAUUUAUUAAUCUCUGAAAAAACUAAACGUUAUGUGAAAUUAUAUGAAAUAACUAAACGUUAUGAGUAUUAUGUAAAACACAUUUGCAUUUAAUGCAAUAAUCAACGCAAUAUUCCGUCAGUAUUAUCUACUAUCUAAAUUGUUUUUAGUCUUGAUUUUUAAUUUUUCUUUCGAUUAAAUAG
This is a messenger RNA of Vespula vulgaris, 6865 nucleotides long. RefSeq names its product homeotic protein proboscipedia. NCBI's taxonomy places the organism in Eukaryota, Metazoa, Arthropoda, Insecta, Hymenoptera, Vespidae. Gene Ontology annotation, biological process: regulation of DNA-templated transcription. Gene Ontology annotation, molecular function: DNA-binding transcription factor activity, RNA polymerase II-specific; DNA binding. Bases 1498 to 4044 code for a protein of 848 amino acids. The transcript is spliced from 3 exons. The record is from RefSeq and is a predicted model, not a curated record.